This is a messenger RNA of Brassica rapa (field mustard), 12994 nucleotides long. Its product is annotated as pentatricopeptide repeat-containing protein At4g13650. NCBI's taxonomy places the organism in Eukaryota, Viridiplantae, Streptophyta, Magnoliopsida, Brassicales, Brassicaceae. Gene Ontology annotation, cellular component: intracellular membrane-bounded organelle. Gene Ontology annotation, molecular function: protein binding; zinc ion binding; RNA binding. Gene Ontology annotation, biological process: RNA modification. The record is from RefSeq and is a predicted model, not a curated record.
UAAUGAUUAGGAUUUAAGAGCGAGAUUUAAAUAAAUAAAAAAAUUGACUAAAUUAUUGUUAGAGGAAUAUAUGGUAAUAUAUUGUUAGUAUAAAUUUAAGGUAAGACAAAAAAUAAUGAGUUAAAUGAAAGGAUCCAAACAACUUUUAUAGGUAGAUUUUUGUAGAUUCCUUCCCUUUUAAUAGUAUUGAUAUGCCAGAAUCUAUUUUGUUCAAACUUAUUUAGGAUUCAGUUUAUUUCAGUUUGGGUUAUGGUAUAUUUAGAUAGCAUAUCAAAAUUCAAACAAUACUGCGUAUCUUUUCUUUAUCAGAAAACAAAACUGAGUAUUUGGAGUAUUAUUAUUGUUCUAAAUACUAAUUUUACAUAUCAUCUCAUAAUAAACAUGGAUUUGAGUAUUUGGAGUUAUUAUUUAUUUAUGUUUCAAAUAUUUAUUUUGGAUACUAAUUCGAAUAUUCAGAUCAAUAUUUUUUAAUUUUUUUUUAGAUUUUAGAUUUUUUUGUACCGGUUCAGGUUCAGUUAACACAUCAGGUUCGGAUAUAUUUCAUGUCGACCUAUAAAAUUUAUUCGGGUUUUUUAUAUCUCGGUUCAGACACGGAUUCGAUUGAUUUCAGAUUAUCUGUCGAUGCCGAGUUAUGUUGGACAGAAAAUCUUAGCUGGCAUAGGCAUCCGAUUUUCGGAUAAGAGAUUGAAGCUAGGUAGUACCAGAGACUAGGUCUGGCCCAGUAAAAUUUCUUGCUUAAAACAAAAUGAAUAAUUAGCGCUCCCACGGAAUCAAACCAAAGACCUUCGACACUAUGAUGUGGUACACAAUACUAGACAAUAAGCAAUCUUUUGAUUUUUGAGGCCCUUAAAUUUAUAAUGUAUUUUGAGGCCUAAAGCCAUAACUUUACCAGUUUUAGGUUUGGGCCUGUCCUGCCAGAGAAUGAUAGAAGUUGCAUGUGACGCAUAUGAAAUAAACAUUGAUUUUUUCUAAGAAGAGGAAGAAACAUUUCUUGGAGAAAGAAGUCGAUACCUACACGUAAAUGCUUCUUGAGAAUAAGCAACUUUUGUUUAACACACCAACUUCACACAUACAAGCUGAAGAGUCACAAACACCAUUACACCACAACAUAUGACUGAAUCAUUGGAUGUUUUUUGGAUUUGCGAUCUUCAUUAAUUAGAUGGUACUUAUUUAAGUUAAAAAAAUACUUAUUUCAUAUAUUGAUUCAGAUAUUCAGGUUAGGAUUUUUGGAGUUUUCGGAUUAUCUUAUUUUUCAAGUACCCAGUCGAGUUUAUUUAACAUCAUUUCGGGUUCAGAUAGAUUUUCGCUAUAUAAAAUCUAUAUGCGUAUUUAUAUAUUGGAUCAAAUAUGAAUUUUUUUUUCUUUUUUGGAUUUCAAGUUUGGAUUAUUUGCCAAUGCCUAUGUUGGGCAGAAAAUCCUAGCUAGGCUUAGGAGACCCAGUUUUCAGAUUGGAUUUGCCUUGGUUCUUAUCGAGUCCUAGUCUUUUGGAUAGAGGAACCUUAUAUCCAUAUAGAUACAUACAUUGUUUUGGUUUAGUUUUGGGUCAAUUUGGUUGUAGAAGUUUAUAUAUGUAAUCCUUUUAGCAUAAACUAAAACCAAUCAAAUCUCUUAAUAUUGCAACUGAAGACCAGCGGCGGACAAAAUACUUUUGAAAAUCGAUUCCAAUUUAAUCGACAAAUCUAGAUAUUUGUAAUUCUAAUGAUCAAUGAAAUGCUAAUAUUCAAUAUUAUUAAAAACUGAGUAAAUCAUAAACGUUAAAAAAAUAUAAAUGAAUAUCUAAUUAGAUAUAUACAUAUGCUUAUAUUAUAAAUAUAUGUAUGUAAAUUUGUAAUUACUUUUUUGUCUGUAGAAACUUUACAACAUUUUUAUCCUCUAAAUGAAUAAUUUUAUAUAAACAGUAUAAUUAUUUUUGUCUAAGCAAAUCUUGUUUAUCUUUUAAUUAAAUUAAGCAAAGCUUGUAACAUUUAUCAUUAAAUUAGUUAUUUAGCUACUAAUUCUUUUAAGAAAAAUAAUUAUAAUGAAAUAUUAUUGUUUACACUAAAUUUGAUUUUUGAUUAUUAUUUUCUACAAAACAGGUAGAAUAUCCCGUAAAUUUUUUUUUAAUCAAAUACCUGAAUAACAGUUAUUAUUUAAUAAUAAUUAUAUAUUUUUAAAUCACCCCAUAAGUGUCAGAACAAUUAUACCUCCAGCUUAUCUAACCUAUACUAAAAGGAGGAUAUCUAAAGCUCUAAGAGUGUCCACGUAUGCAAAUUAAUUCCAGCCAAUCAAAUCGUUUUAAGAUGCCAUAUCAGCUUUGACACAACCUAACCUAAAGGCUUUCUUCCUCUUUCGUGGCCUUUCCGAUUACUCCAGCCAACUUCACCGUUCAGAGUUUCGCUUACAUCUUCUCCAAUUAAUUUUACACAUUAUUGCCCUUUUCAAAACAGUCGCAUCCUUUCUCCACUUCCCUUUAUCAUUCAUAUAAAGAAGGAUGCAAAGUGAAAGCAAUCCACUCAGAUUCUGUGUCAAAAGCAGGUUAGUUCAAAAACUUAAUUCUGGGUUCUAUAGUUAUUAUAACAGUGUUUCAAGAAAAAAAAGUUAUUAUAACCGAUUUAUUUUGAUUGAGUUUCAUUGUCGUCAUUGCAAAGAGGGGGAUUUUAUUAAAUGGUGAGUUCUUCUGGAUGCUUUCACAUCGCACUUUCCUCCUGUCUCGAUCUUCAUAUAAAUAAAAUUAUUUUUUUGCAGCCCCAGAUUGUUCUACAACGGAGGAUUUCUACGCCACCAUAGGUAAUCUUGGUUUGGUGAUUUUAAUCCCAACAGCUUUGGUUUAGAUUUGAUAAUCCAUACAUUCACCAAGUCUUUUCAUUGUAGAUUGAUAGUUGUUGUUGUUCAAAUUAGUUCUUGCUUUCAAUUGUUGCCUCAAGAUCUCUGGUCAAGGGCAUCUCUUACCUUUGAUUUCAGAAUGCUUUCCGCCACAAAACUCAUCAAGAUCUCUGUUCUGUAUGUUUCAGGUCAUGGGUUUACUGGAAUAGUUAGUUGUCUACACAACAUCCCAGACUUAGAGAUCAGAAAAGAAGGGUUGGUGAAGAAGCUUCAAGUGAAACACGAGAAGAUUCUGAAUCUGAGCGAGUGGAUGAAGGGUAAAAGACACCACCGUCUUUGCAUUCUUCCAUAUAAUUCCGCCGCCUCCUGAUCCUUCUGACGAGGAAGCUGUUGUUGCUUACAAUACUUUGCUCAAUCGGUACGGUUUGAGCAAUGGUGAAUCUGGUUCUGUGUUGGGCAAAAGGAAAGAUAAGGGGGGGGGGGGGGGUGAUCAGAAGGUGGGGUUGUGGGUAAGAGGAGGAAGAAGCUACGAGUUAGCUUUAGGGAUCAGUUAGGAGGAGAGCUUGCUGAGGUUGUUGGGAUGUCUGAUGGAGCAGACGUGGACACAGAGCCUGAUCCGAUUGGUGUCAAAGAAGGGAGCUUGCUUUCCUGAGUGUCGUCUUUCUUCUUAUAUUUAUGUAUGCAUCCCACCGUAGUCAAGACAGCAUAUGAGAGGUAUUCUAAAAGCUAGCUGUGGUAAAUGUGGCUCAUAAGAAGUUUUUGCUAAAGAACUCUCACAGUUGGCAAGUGGUUGACUUCCUCAUAUGCCCAUGAGCUGGCGGCACUGAGCAAUACAGAGGCUGCAUCACAGCACAUGUUCCAUGGCAGGUGCUUCAACACUCCAUGUUCUACAAGUUCUAAGCUCACUAACUUCUGUUAGUGAUGAUAGCAAUAUUUGAAACCGAAGAGAAAGCAGAACACGAGGAACAAAACACUGUGAAAAGACUAAAUGCGGUAUUAGACCCCUUGGCAAGGACAUAGCCAGUGUAUCGCAUGACUGAGUUGUUGAUGGAUCAUAUUGCAGCUACAACAACCCAUAUCCAAUGGUGAUCAUGCCCUUGGGGUCUCUCCUUUGUCCCCUCUUUCUCCAGGAACUCAGAGGUUCCUUCCUCUUAUUGUGCUUAUCUUUGUUCUAUGUCAGAAAAUUCAAACUCUGUUAAUGUUACAGCAGAAUCAUGCGAAUGUGAUAGAUGGAGAGUCCGCCAUAGUUCAUCUUCUAAAUCCAGCGUAGCUUCUCUGGAAAAUCGAAGGCUCCUGACAUUUGCAAAGUUUGCGGAGAAGCAUAGGCAAAAUCCAAGAUUACUAGAGAACCUUUCUGAAUCUAAGGCACCAGGUUGAAGGAUUUUGAAAACAAGAGAGGUAAAGGUCCCUGCAUAUAAGUGUUUGCUGAGCUUAUGUAUUGGAAGAUUCAUACAACCAGUUACGUAUGCGCUCCCCACAUGAUCUGAAAGGACGUCUGAAUGUGCAGUUUCAAGUUGAAGAAUGUUGCUUGUAGUCUUACAAGAUAGUGGUAUAAGUUAGUUUCACAAUUAUAUUUGACAUACGUUAACAGUUUUAUUCAAAUUGUUUCAAAUCAAAUAUAAUUUAAAAUAUGUUUCCAUUUUUUGACCGAGAACUUAAAAAAUAUAUUUAAUGAACGUAUGUAACUAUUUCUGGAACUAUAAAUUAAUAAAUAAUUUUCUGAAAUUGUAUCUUUGUCGUACCUGAAUAACAUAUGAUAAACAGCGUUAAUGUGCGUACUGCUAUUAGAUUACAGUCCUGAAUCAUAUUUGUUCUCCGGAAUAUCAAAUUGUUUAACUAAAAUAGAAUAUGCUCAAGUGCUGGCUAAAAUAGCUUUUACAUGCCAAAUACGAAGUCAGUUAUAUAUAAUUUUAAUAUUUUGAAACUUGACUGAUAAGCAUUUGACAACUAUCAAAUGAGUUUUUCAUUCUUCUUCUCAUUUUCAUUUCGUUUCUUUUUUAUUAUUGAGAUACUUUGAUUUUUUAUUAGCAUUGAAAUAUUUUAUGAGAUGUUUACUAAGACCAUCUUCAAUGGUUCACUCUAUUUUUUCAUCAAAACAGAGUUAUUCUAUAAUAAAAUUGAAUACUACUCCAAUAAUACUAAGUUUUAGAGUGAAAAAUAAAUUGAUGAAUAAAAAAUAAAUGAAUUAUUUUAUUUAUAGAGUACACCUUUUUUACUCUAUUAUAGAAUAAAAAGUAAAGUAUAAUUGAAGCAUUUUUACUCUAAACUCUAUUUUAGAUGAGAAAAUAGAAUGUGCUUAGAGAUGCUCCAAUGUAAAUGUCCUUACUUCUCUCCGAAAUAAAAUACAAAUGAUUUGUCUGGGGAAAAUAGCUAAAUCAGAAAAAAACAAAAAACAACUCAUGUUCCUAUUUUUUAAGAAAAUGUUUGAUGUUUGUUAUUGUCUAUAUAAAUGGUGAAACAUUAUGAGUACUAUACAGUCAGCAGGUGCUCUAAUUAAUGAAUAAAACAGUAAAAUCCUCAAAAUAAACACAAUCAAACAAAUGUGAUUAACUACUAUGCUUAUGUUUAGUUGCUUUCAAUCACGUUGGGUUUGAAAAAAUCAUAAUAAUGGAGAUAAUAAAAGUUCUAUGCAAUGAUUUUAAUUCCGAAUCAAACAUUGAACUGGACUAUUAUUUGGAUUACGGGAUCAACGAUUCGACCGGAUGCGUCAAUAGUGUAAUUACUUUUACCAUAUAAUUAUACAUAACUAUGAAAAAUAUAGUAAAAUAUUUAAAAUUUAUCUUUCUUCACAUACUAAAUAUCAAAAGAAAAAUUAAAAACUAUGGAAAUGUCUUUGUAACAAGUUGGGAAUUAGAACAUAUAAUAAAAAUAUAACAAAAUCAAUAUUAAAAAUAUUUAAAUUUAUAAUGUGAAUACAAAAAAAAUUUAAUAAAAAGUGAUCUAGAAGCAAAUAUGAAAAUUGUAAUACUGUAUAUAACAAAAAGUUAAUAACAAAUCACAUUGUUUAGUUUUGGUUAUAUUCAUCUUUAUUCACUUCAUUUUUAGAUGCAUAGUGAAAUUUUCAUCAAAAGUUAAAGAAUCACAAAUCAAAUAAGUUAGGGAAUAUUAUACAUGAUUAAAAGAAAAUAUAAAAAUCAGUUAAUUAAAAAAAAAACUAAAAAAGUCACUCAUCGGUUUAACACGUAGUAGAGUCUUAGGUUUUAACGAAUUUCUGGAUGUUUUAGCAUUUUUUUUACAACAAUAAACUAAACUAUAAAACUUGCUCUAUAGGUUCAGAAAACCAAACCGGAAAAAAUCCCAAGUCAAAUUACAUAUCAUCACUGGAUUUACCGGUUCGAUCGUGAAUCCGAGUUGGGUUAUAAAAACAUAUAGUGUGUUUGUAAAGCAAUAAUAAAAAGGUUUUUUUACCAUUUGUAUUAACAUUAAAAAUUGUCUCAAUUCUAUAUAAAACAUUUUUUCUCACAUUUAGCUAACUUUUUUGUUUACCAAAUUAUCUUUUUAAUUUAAUGUUUCAUUACCUUCCAUGUCAUUAGAGAUGUUCCUCAUGUGUGUUGAUAUUUCAAAAUUAAAUAUAGUUAAAACUGUUUUAGGCCAAUAACAAAGAGAUCAUUAAUUAAUACUAUCUACAUACAAGAAAAUUUUUAGAAAACUAAAAUAUUUAUUAGAUAUAAUCCGCGCGAAGCGCGGACAAAAGCUCUAGUCUAAAUAAAAACCAGUGAAAAGAAAGAAACAGAUAACCAAACACAAGCUAAAACUAAGAAAGAGCACUUGAAGGGUGGGAAUAGAACUGGGAUUUUUAACCGAACUUGCCAAACCGAAAUGAACCGAAAAUUUUUGUUUGUGGAUAGUUUUUUUCGGAAGUUCGGUAAAAAGAAAUUUCGGUUUUUGGUUAGCGCGGUUUUCUAAAAGAAAAUUGAACAAUACCAAAAUACUAACAGAAAUUCAGAAUCUACUAACCGAGCUAACCAAAAUCUGAAUCAAAAUAAUCAAACUAGCCGAAAUAGCCAAACUGAACUAGCCAAACUCACCAAAAUCCAAACCAAAAUAACCAAAGUAAUUGAAAUAACCAAAAUUUAACCAAUUUUUUUGAAUUUUAUUCAGUUUGAACCGAAUAUUUAAUUGAACUAACCGUAAAAAGAAAACUUUGGUAAAUAUUUUUGAAACCAAACUAAGUAAAAACCGAACUGAACCAAACUUUUUUCGGUUCACUUUGGUGAGAUUUGACCGACCCGAGCUAACCAAAUUCUAAACUAACCGACCUAAACUACCCGGAUAAACUGAACUGUCAGGCUUAGGUAGAGAAGCCAUAAAAGACUUUCUCUCCGACGGACACCAAGCAUGAGUCAAACUUUGUCAAAACCGGACCAGACCAAGAGGUCCGAUUUGUUUGUAACCGUUCUCAGAACCGACAUCGACAAAGAACCAAAAAUCUUCUCUCGGUCUCGGAGCUGCCUCGUAGCCACUAACGCGGACCACUGCAUGUACCAGUAACUGGUCCUUUGAUCUACACACAUAGCUCCUUCACCGCACACAGUCGCACAACUUCAAUCCGGCCAAGGCACACCCCGCAAGUAGCAAAGAAAAAAUCCUCCACGAGGAACUGUCAUCCUCCAUCAGAAACAACCCCCAUCAACAUAAAGGCCUUUAACGCAAACACGAAACCCUUAUAUCUGGAAAACACGAACACAGACCUGAACUCGUACACACACAUCUACAGAUCUGAGGGGCCUCUCCACCAUCCUCAGAGACAUCACACCACCAAAGACCGUCAAAAAGGUCUUUUGGGCCAUUGAGAUCACGUAACAACCUGCCAUCCCAGAGAACCACACCACCACGCCUCGGAGAAGAAGAGGGUACGUUCAGAUCCAUCGGAGAUGGCUGUUUCGUCAAUUAGAUUCAACAAUAACGAAAUCAAUACAACGUGAGAAGACAACGAAAUGGUGCAUCAGAGCCGAAGAAGAUCUUGAGAAAAGACGACGAACGAACUUUUGUGGAGAGAAAAAAUUGCGAGUCCUAUAGAUCUUACGCGCCUCUGUCUAACUCAAAUAACGGAUAUUCAUGUGACACAAAGCAUAUACGAAUCACAAAAAUGCUUGUGUGGAUGAAGCAUAAAGCAUAACAAAUCACAAAUAAUUUCAAAAUCUCAAAAUUUGUUUACAGUUCUCACCUACUAAAGGCCUGAUUUGUAUGACUGAUUCAGCAUUUAGAAAUUGUGCAUUUGCGAAAUAUUUAUGACUGGUUGAUUACAAGAGAUUGUAGUGGUUUAAUACUAAAUUAUCAAUAUUAACACCUUAUAACAUUAUAAAAAUAUCAAAACAUAGUGUUAAGAUAAAAUAUAAUAGUUAUCAAUAUAAUUUCAACAAAAUUUGUUUGAAGAUUUAUAUUAGAACACUUAGAAGAAUAUUUUAUUUUGUCUAUUUUUUUUUUGUUUUUUUUACAAUGGACGGCUAUUCUAUUAAUCAAACUUGAGAUGACCUGGAUAACCUUAUCGGAAUAGAACAACAAAUGUAACAAAGCUCUCUAUGAAAAGAUCUCACAAUCUUAGCUAAAGAAUCUAGAAUUCUAUUUUAUUUCAUCUAUAUAUUUACAUAUCUUUAUAUUUGUAUAUAUAUUAGUAUUUGAAAAAUAUAGGGAGUAUUUUUUGUUUAACUUUUUUAUAAAAUAAACUAUAAUACUAUUAGUGAAUUUAAAUUAAAACAUAAUAUUUUUCUAUUUAUAAGUUUCAAAUUUAAAAAUUUUUAAUUUUAAAAUGUAAAAUAUUUGUAUAUUUAUAUAUUCAUCUGCAAACCUAUACAACCGCAAAUGCUAGCAGAGACAAACUUUCAAUUUUAAAAAGUUUGAGGUAGUUUGAAUUGAUUAUAACCUUUUGUGAUUGUUGCAAAAAGACAACAAUCGAUACUAACCACAAAGUUGCGUUUGCGGAUGUAACAGAAACUAGUCUAACCCUGAAUAUAGCAAGACGAACACUUUGUAUUGUAUCCAAUGGAUAUAGAUUUAAAUAAUUUGGGAUGUUUUUUUUUUUAAUUUUGGGAUGUUAAAGUAUAAAAUCUUUUGCUCAAUUCGAACCAGCCAUAUAGCUAACUUGCUACUGCUAAUGCUACUUGUCAUAUCCAUGAUUCAUCCAUCUAUUUAGAUGCUUCGUUGUUGCAUAAUUGCAAUCUAGUGUCGUGUCGAGCCUAACCGAAACAAACUCAUGUUUCUUCGGUCUGUGUCGUCUUCAUAUAUCCUCCUCCUUCAAACUGUUCCUCGUCAUAAGGUCAACACCAGAUAUGUCCUUCGUACACUUUGUGAGAUCAGAAGAAAGCCACCAGUCUCCGGCUUCCGAACUAGUUGUGCUGCUGUGUCUGUAUCUCUCUAUGAAGAGGAGCCGUUCCAUGAAGAAGAAACUGAUUCUGUGGAGAGCCGUGGGAUUCGACCUAAUCAUCAAACUUUUACAUGGCUUCUAGAGGGAUGUUUGAAGAGAAACGGAUCUUUAGAUGAAGGGAGGAAGCUACAUGGCCAGAUUUUGAAGCUGGGUUUUGAUAACAAUGCUUCUUUGUCUGGAAAGCUUCUUGAUUUUUAUCUAUUCAAAGGAGACUUUGAUGGUGCCUUGAAGGUGUUCGAUGAAAUGCCUGAGAGAACAGUUUUUACUUGGAAUAAGAUGAUAAAGGAGUUAGCUUCUAGAAACUUGAGUGGGAAAGCAUUAGGUCUUGUUUCGAGAAUGGUUAAUGAGAAUGUGACGCCUGAUGAAGGCACCUUCGCUGGUAUUUUGGAAGCAUGCCGUGUUGGUAAUGUUGCUUUUGAUAUAGUUGAGCAGAUUCAUGCAAGGAUGAUAUGUCAGGGUUUGGGGAACAGUACAGUUGUGUGUAAUCCUUUGAUUGAUUUGUGCUCUAGAAAUGGGUUUGUUGAUCUAGCUAGAAAGGUUUUUGAUGGAUUACGUACGAAGGAUCACAGUUCUUGGGUUGCAAUGAUAUCAGGGCUGUCGAAAAAUGAAUGUGAAGAAGAUGCCAUUAGAUUGUUCUGCGAUAUGUAUAUCUUAGGUAUCAUGCCAACGCCUUACGCCUUGUCAAGUGUUUUAAGUGCGUGUAAGAAGAUACAAUCUUUUCAGACCGGCGAGCAACUUCAUGGGCUCGUAUUGAAGUUAGGGUUUUCCUCUGACACUUACGUUUGCAAUGCACUUGUGUCCUUAUACUUUCAUCUGGGCAAUUUGAUAUCAGCAGAACACAUCUUCAGCAACAUGUCAUAUCGAGAUGCGGUUACUUACAACACUCUUAUCAACGGGCUUUCUCAGUGCGGUUACGGCGAGAAAGCUAUUGAAUUGUUCAAAAGGAUGAAGCUUGAUGGGCUUGGACCAGACUGCAAUACCCUUGCAAGCCUUGUGAUUGCAUGUUCAGCUGAUGAAAGUCUUUCUGGUGGACAACAGCUACAUGCUUACACAACCAAACUCGGUUUUGCUUCGGAUGAGAAGAUUGAAGGUGCGCUUCUUAAUCUGUAUGCAAAAUGCUCUGAUAUUGAAACCGCCCUCGAUUAUUUCCUUGAGACUGAGGUUGAGAAUGUGGUUCUGUGGAAUGUCAUGCUAGUUGCUUAUGGGCUGUUAGACGAUUUAAGAAACUCUUUUAGGAUCUUCAGACAGAUGCAGAUGGAGGAAAUUGUUCCAAAUCAAUAUACCUACCCGAGUAUUUUGAAAACUUGCAUCCGUCUUGGGGAUCUCGAGCUUGGGGAACAGAUCCAUUGCCAAAUAGUAAAAACAAGCUUUCAGCUCAAUGCUUAUGUGUGUAGUGUGCUCAUAGAUAUGUACUCAAAAUUAGGAAAAUUAGAUACUGCCAGGGAUAUACUUGUAAGAUUUGCUGGGAAAGAUGUUGUGUCUUGGACGACGAUGAUUGCAGGUUACACGCAAUACAACUUCAACGACAAAGCUUUAACAACUUUCAGGCAGAUGCUAGAUAUUGGGAUCCGGUCUGAUGAAGUUGGAUUCACCAAUGCAAUUAGCGCAUGUGCUGGUCUUCAAUCUCUAAAGGAAGGACAGCAGAUUCAUGCUCAGUCUUGUGUAUCUGGAUUCUCGUUUGACCUGCCCCUUCAAAAUGCACUGGUCACGCUUUAUUCCAGAUGCGGAAAAGUAGAAGAGGCGUAUCUAGCGUUUGAACAAACUGAAGCUGGAGAUAAUAUAGCAUGGAACGCUCUGGUGUCAGGGUUUCAGCAGAGCGGAAACAACGAGGAAGCUCUUCGCGUCUUUGCUCGAAUGAACAGAGAAGGUAUCAACAGUAAUAAUUUCACGUUUGGGUCUGCUGUAAAAGCUGCUUCUGAGACGGCAAACAUGAAACAAGGGAAGCAGGUUCAUGCUGUGGUCACCAAAACAGGAUAUGAUUCAGAAACCGAAGUUUGUAAUGCUUUGAUCUCCAUGUAUGCCAAGUGUGGGAGCAUUUCUGAUGCAAAGAAGCAGUUCCUUGAAGCGUCCUCCACGAGAAAUGAAGUUUCUUGGAACGCGAUUAUUAAUGCUUAUUCUAAACAUGGGUUUGGUUCUGAGGCACUAGAUCUUUUCGACCAGAUGAUCCGUUCAAAUGUAAGGCCUAAUCAUGUGACAUUUGUGGGAGUUCUAUCAGCAUGUAGCCAUAUUGGUCUUGUGGAAAAGGGAAUUGAAUACUUUGAAUCCAUGAACACAAAAUAUGGAUUAGCUCCCAAGCCUGAACACUAUGUGUGCGUAGUGGAUAUGCUAACACGAGCUGGUCUUUUGACCCGUGCGAAAGAGUUUAUUGAGGACAUGCCUAUUGAGCCUGAUGCCUUGGUCUGGAGAACGCUUUUGAGUGCUUGUGUUGUGCACAAGAACUUGGAAACAGGAGAGUUCGCUGCACGUCAUCUCGUGGAGUUAGAGCCUGAAGACUCAGCAACAUAUGUGCUUCUCUCAAAUUUGUAUGCUGUGUGCAAGAAAUGGGACGCUAGGGAUCAAACAAGACAGAAGAUGAAAGAGAAGGGUGUGAAGAAAGAACCUGGACAAAGCUGGAUUGAAGUUAGAAACACAAUUCACCCUUUCUACGUUGGUGACCAGAAUCAUCCGUUGACUGAUGAAAUACAUGAAUAUUUCAGAGAUCUUACCAAACGAGCAUCUGAGAUCGGGUAUGUGCAAGACUGUUUCAGCCUCCUGAAUGAAGCGCAGCAAGAGGCUAAAGAUCCGGCGAUCUUCAUUCACAGCGAGAAGCUAGCGAUUUCGUAUGGACUCCUUAGCUUGCCUUCUACCAUGCCUGUAAAUGUAAUGAAGAACCUACGAGUUUGCAGUGAUUGCCAUGAUUGGAUCAAGUUUGUAUCAAAGGUUUCGAAUAGAGAAAUUAUAGUGAGGGAUGCCUAUAGGUUUCAUCAUUUUGAAGGAGGUGCUUGUUCAUGUAAAGAUUACUGGUAAGAUCCAAAUCCUGGUAGCUCACUUGCCUCUUUAUAGAUAAUGUGAUACUAGAAGAUAUACUUGAGAAACCUGAAGGUAUGUACAGUCUAGAAACUGGUGAAUUCACUUAGAUACUGCAGUGACACAACUAUUCUUGAGGACAAGUUGCUUAUACAGAGCUUUUGUUCUUUUUCUUUGUAUUUUACAAGAGUUAAUCGUAAGCAAAGAAACCCAUAUAUAUAUGGGUGGAGAAAAGUUCAUUCUUUGUGUUAGCUUCCAUUACCAAGUAAUAAUAUUCACUAUCCUUUGAAGGCUCAUCUCUUUUUAUGGCUUAUACAUGUGUAUAGAUAGAUUAAUGAAUUGUAUAUUUUGCAAGUGUCUUAGAUGUCUGUAAAGCUUCCGUGUUGCCAGGAAACAGAGUUUGUGAUUGUUUUGUCAACUUUUAUGGCAGAUUAUAUUUUAAAUCCAUAUUGUGAUGUGGACGUUGAAGACGUUAACUCUGUGUAAUUCUCAUGUUCAUCAACUAAAAUCUGUCGACCUUAAUUUAACUAAAAUCGAGCUAUUGUGUUUGCUGAGCCAGAGGCUAUAACCGCCACUAGGACCAGAUCUGAAAAUUUGGAAGCUUGAAAUAUUUCUUAAAAACUCUAAAAAAUUUGGGGAUCGGAGUUAAUGUUUGGGGCUUAGACCCGUGCAAAAAACCUCUAAAAAUUUUGAGGGCCGAGACCAAUGUUUCAUUCGGCUAUCCUCAGAUCCGGCCCUGACCGCCACCGCCAUAAAUCUAGUCAUCCAAAACAAAUAGAAGAAUCAUAAAAUAAAGCACGCAGCCCAAAAUAAAGAAAAAAA